AUGGAACGGCAAGACUUGUUUGGUUUGGGUCAGGAAUUCAAUUUUGAUUUUCAACACAAAGUUGAGUUUAGCAGUGUCAACAUGGAUUGUACAGGUAAGUUUUACAUUGAGUAAUACUUCAUUGAUGAUUACAAUAUCAGCCAAUGUUUAUCUAAAACUUAAAAUUAUAAACUUUUUAUUCUUCUUUUUUUUAAUUCAAUAAAAAAUUACAGCACAAAAUUCACUAUUUUAGAGCAGAAUUUAAUACUGCUUUUGUACGUACUAAAUGAAACUCAAAAUUUUUUUGUUUUUUACAAGUUCAAAUUGCGAAAAAUUCAAUUAUAAAAUCACAUUCCCAAACUCAUCUGCUUAUGUUUUUGCGUUUUGAUGAAGCAAUUACAACUUUUUAAUGCUAAUUUUACAUUAUUAUGUUUAAAAAGUUUAGAAGAUCACAAUAUGAAACCAAUAGUUUAAAAAAAUUAUUUUUAUGUUUUUUACAAUAAAAAAAAGGUAAACUACUUUUGAAUAAUAGUACAAAAAAUUUAUUAUACGGUAACACUUUUGCGAAAACUGAAACGUGUUUUAUAUACGUAUAAGCUCAUUAAAGCUCUUUUAGUUUAUUUUGCAUUACAAUUGCCUCUAUCACUAAUGAAUUUAAAUUUUUUAAGCUUUAAAUUUGGAGCAUUUUGUAUGCAUAAAUAAAAUUGUUUUAUACUUUCAGGUUGUUGCUAACCUGAUUUUUUUUGUUAAGAAACCUAUCUUAAUAAUAACAUCUUAAUAUCGUCUAAAAUUUGUUAAAUUACGUUGAAUAAUGUUGCGUGAGUAGGUACUUGGCAUUUGGCCGAGUUCAGUGUAACCCUGUGGAAAACAAUUUGUAUUAAAUUUUUUUAUUUGUGAACCUAGUAGUCGUGCUAGAUUGCGUAGGCGACGUAAAGUAAUUUAUUUAAUUUUUUUAAAAUUUUUAUUUUAUAUUAUGUUUAGGCAUAGUAAAGCGUUUAAUGCGGCCUUUGUUCUUAGUUCAUCGCUUUUUAAUUUCUUCAAUUUUUCAGUAAUGAGUAGUAGUUAAUUUUAAAGAAAUUUACUAAAUAGUUUACGAAAGUUGUGAGCUUGGUUUGGGUUGUAGAUUUCAAAAUAGUAUAUAGUUUUGUCUUCAAUUUUUUUUUAAUAUUCUAUCCACCACACUAAAAUCAUAUCUUUAGACUUUUCUUCAAAUUUUUUGGUUCAGUUCAUGAAAUUCCAAAUGCUAUACUAUAUUUUUUAAUUUUGGUUUCACGUACAAAUACCUAUUUUGUAAUUUACCAAAAGUUUUUUGUAUUUUUGAAUGUUUCUUGCAGUGAUAAAAUUUUGGCGGAAAAAGGGGUUUGGCCGCUGUAGACGGGACCGAAACAGAAGGAAAAUAAGAUAGAUAAUGAGCAUGGUGAUAAGCCAAGUGAACCUUUUUUGCCUCUUUUUUGGCCUUAACACGUUUUUCUUGCAGAACGAAUGCCAUUCAGGAAUUGCAGUGGAUGCGGAUUUGAAAUCAACGACCGGUAAGCAAGGGCUAAGCGAAUUUUGAGAGAAUAACUGUUAUUCAAUUUUAUGUCUUACUGUUUCAAAUUUAUGAUAUUUAUAUUUGAUUAAGGAAAGUCAAAACAAAGUCCUGUAAUGAAUUUUCGAAAAUGUCUACAAAAUACGUUUGCAAUAUUUUACUAUACUGGUUUGACGCAGUUUUACUAACUAAAUGUCUAUAUGUUUAUUGAUAAGACUUGCUACAGUACAUAAUUAUUUACGUGAGUGGUAAGCCGCUUAAACAUUCACACUGUUUUCGUUUAGCCAAUUACCGUAAAACUUUUUCCGGAAAUAAAGAAUGUUUUAAUGGUACGCAUUUUUAAUUUUAUUUUGCACUAUAAUUUAUUAUAUGGAGGUACUAACAUUGAAGUUUUUAGGUACUUGCUUUCUGUGGUAGAUCACUAUUACCACGAAUUUUGUUUGCGUUGCUGUGCGUGCGGCCAGCAGAUGACGGACGCAAACUCAUGUUAUUUUAAAGGUGAUAAAAUGUACUGCAAAGACGACUACAACAUGUAAGUUAAAUUUUUAACAUAAAAAAUAUGAAUGAUAUGCAAAUUCUUCAUUCUCUGAACAUUUUGAUAACGUGUUAAUAAAAGGAACAACUAGCACUAGCCAUGUUCAAGGUCAAUGGCUAUUCAUAAUCUGAAAAAUAAUGCGCGAACAUUGCGUGCGUUCAUCCAGAACACUUUAAUUAAUUGUCUUUUAAGAUUAAGAUCACAAAAGAUAAAACGAAAGCAGUAGGCCAUUAUAUGUCUUUAAGUUAGCGACCUAAUAAAACGUGUUUAAUUUGAUUAGUUUUUUUGUUGCUUAGUUGUAGUAACCAUUAAAAAUAUCAUUGUUUUAAAGUUAAAACAUUAUAAGAAAUUGUUAGGAACUUUUGGAUUAAAAAACAUGUAUACUUAAGCAAAAUGUGCAAUAAAGCAUCAUUGUUCAAUAUUAUCCUUUUUUAAUUGUCAAGUGGGGUAAUAUUGAGGUCUCGACAGGAUCAAUCAAGACCGGAUGUCUUGAGUGAAAUUUGCGGAUGACACAUUUCAAGAGCGCGAAAUGCUUGCUUCCUAAAUAAAAUGAGGGUAUACCCAACAUAUAGGAUGUUCAUAGAAUAAGCAAAGCACGGAAUCAAAAUUUUACAAUAUUAAUUUGACUGGUUGUAUUUGUGGUGGCGUCUGUUGACCCUGUAAUAUCAGAUUUUUUUAAACAUUACUUUUUCUUAUUUUUAAUUAAUUUUGUAAUUUGACAGUACUGUAAAAGUUAUUACAUUACUGUCAGAAAAAAUCAUUACAAGAAAUUAUUGUAUUAUUACUUUUAUUGUAAUAACUCAUUAUGAGAAUUCAGUGUUUUUGCUAAAAGUUCAUGGCGCAGCAAUCAUUAUUAAAAAUACAGACAUUUACAUAAAGAACACUUUGUAUUACAUAGAGUAAUUAUAGGUGAAAAUAUUACACAUACUAAUAUGGUGGAUAUAAGGCUUCUUUGUUUAUCAAACAUGUUUAUGGUAGGCACCGUAGCUGUGUUGACAUUGCAGCCAUGUGCCGGCCAUAAACUCGGUCUUUAUGAGAAUUUGAAUUGUUUGCACAAUCUGCCCUUAGGACAUACCGUAUAUGCCCACAACAAAAAUUGACAAUUGAAAAAUUUUAAAUUUUAAGGUAUAAAUAGUAAUAUAAGAAUAUAAUUGAUUAUAUGUUUUUAAAACAUAUUUCAGGCUGUUUGCACCAAAAUGCGCCCGAUGUCAAACAGAGUUAAAGUCGGAUGAUAUGGUAUAUAGGACUCUUAACCUGGCAUUCCACAUGAAUUGCUUUCAGUGUUAUUGCUGCGGGCAGUUACUAAAGAAAGGUGAUCAAUAUCAUUAUGUAGAUGGCCAAAUAAUAUGUUCUGGUGAUUACAAUACUAUUAUUCGACCUACUACUCUUUGUGGUGAGUCUUGAUAAAAGUAAAAAUGUUAACAUCACUACAAUAUUACAUUAAAAACGUAGCAGUUCUUUUGUAUUAUAUAAUUUAAAACGUUUUCUUAGUUUACAAGGUUUUUUUUACUAGUUAUUAUAAUUUUUAUUCUUUAACGAAAUUUUUCUUAUUUUAAAAGUGCAAUUACCAAUAAUUUGUGGUUCUUUUGCUUAAUGUUUUGUUCCAUUUAGGUUCAUCUUUUAUGCCUUCAAUAUCAAUGGAACCUGGGUUUAUAUGUACAGGAUCAAGUCGCGACAAAAAACAACCAAAACGACCUAGGACUAUUCUGAAUGCGGUUCAAAGGAAAGCGUUUAAGUACGCAUUUGAAAAAGGGCCGAAGCCUACGAGAAAGGUAAUUUUAAACUAUCAAAAAACUUUUAAAGGUUUGAUUUCUGUACUCUGUAUAAGUACUGACUAAAAUUUUAUUAGUCGUGGAUAAAACUAUAUUUUUUCAUUUUUCUUUUAGGUUCGCGAACAGUUAGCAAAAGAAACAGGCCUAAGCGUACGUGUUGUCCAAGUAUGGUUUCAAAAUCAACGAGCCAAGAUGAAAAAGGACCAGCGCAAGAAAGAUGGUCAGAAAGGUGCCAAUUCUGUGGGAAGUGCUGUCACGUCAACCGAUUCAGAAGCAAAAAGUAUAGCGGGUGAAGAGGAGUUGAAGAGCAUGGGAUCUAUCAAGUCGGAGGAAGACUACGGUAGGCCUUUUAGCUAUGUAUUUACCGUUUUUUGUUAAAUAAUUUACUUUAAACUCAUAGAAUGUUAUUGUUUCUUCAUACACUUUAGAUUCGGAUUCCGAAACGUUCUCAGACCAGCUCAGUAUCAGAUCAAUUACACACUACGAUUCGUCUGAUACGCCAAGCACUAUGCAAACGGUUCAAUCCAAUUACACUAACAAACAAUACUCAUCAUCACCUAUCAGCAAAUUGUACGAAAUGCAACAUCACUAUUUCGCGUUCGCUUAA
Molecule: messenger RNA, 4421 nt
Organism: Bursaphelenchus okinawaensis
Lineage: Eukaryota; Metazoa; Nematoda; Chromadorea; Rhabditida; Aphelenchoididae
Source: the annotation of a GenBank genome assembly